Messenger RNA from Dreissena polymorpha, 2645 nucleotides. Its product is annotated as monocarboxylate transporter 9-like. NCBI's taxonomy places the organism in Eukaryota, Metazoa, Mollusca, Bivalvia, Myida, Dreissenidae. The transcript has 6 exons. Gene Ontology annotation, biological process: monocarboxylic acid transport; transmembrane transport. The record is from RefSeq and is a predicted model, not a curated record. Gene Ontology annotation, molecular function: monocarboxylic acid transmembrane transporter activity.
GCAGUGUUGAUUGAAGUAUUACUUUAAUCGACAGCUUACGUUACGGGUUGCUAUUUUUGGCGUAUGACCAAUUUUAAGGAAGUAUAGUGGACGUCAUGGAAACAAUUAUCGGGCGUAAUAUACGGCCGUACGCCGCUUAGUGCAAGCCCUGAUUAAUAUCAACAAAUACAGAUCUCACUUGGAAGGAUGAUUUAUCUAUCUAUCUUUUACACGUGACCGUGAGGAUGAAAAUUACGCAACCAUAGACCUAAGGUCAACGUAACGUCAACCUAACGUCAUGAGAACAUCAGAGGACGUUGACAGAGGAUGGGCGUGGGUGGUCGCCGCGUGCUCCUUCCUGAUUCACGUCAUGACGUACGGGCUUGCAUGGAGCACAGGCGUCUACAACGUCAUUUUCCUUGAAGCAUUUGGUCAGCCAAAGUCAGUGACGGCGUGGGCAGGGUCGCUCCCGACGGCGAUGAUGUACGCAGCCGGUCCUGUCGCCAGUGUGCUGACCAACAAGUUCGGGUUCCGCCCUGUGAUCAUGGUGGGUGGGGUACUGGCCAGUGCGGGGUUGUGCCUCAGCUACUUUGCGACCAGCUUGUACUACCUCUUCUUCACAUUGGUUUCAGGUGUUGGAUUGGGGAGCGUCUACAUUCCAGCCAUAUCUGCUAUAUCAUUCUACUUUAACGAGCGUCUGCCGCUCGCUUCAGGUAUUGCGGCUUCCGGUGUGGGCGUCGGGAACUUUCUGUAUCCGCCAGUCAUUCGGUGGCUCGUGAUAACAUUCGACUGGAAAUCCAGUUUUCUUGUUCUCGGUGGAUUGACGCUAAAUAUAUGCGUACUAGGCGCUUUGAUCCGCCCUGUGAAGAGAAUGGAUAUACCAGAGAAACAACCUGUUUUAGACUUUACUUCCGUUUAAAAAACGCGGCUAUGUGAUGCUUUGCGUCAACGUGUUUCUCUUCUGCUGUGGAAUCUCAGCAUUAUACAUUCACCUGUUUCGCAUGCCGAGCAAAUUGCAAUGGGCACCGAUCGCAGUGCAUGGCUCAUUUCCGGUUUGGGCAUUGCGAAUCUCAUUGGACGCCUUUUAUACGGUGCGAUUGUACAACAGCCAGCCAUGAAUCCAUUCUUGCUCUACGCUGGCUCGUUCGGAUUAGCUGGCGUUUGCAUCUGCCUCGUUCCUUUCAUGACGACUUACUGGUCUCUCAUGACGGUCGCCGUCUGUUUCGGGUUGAUGUCCGGCUGCUUUGGUACCCUGCUUGUUCCCAUUCUGAUCCGGCUCCUGGGACUCCAGAGGUUCGCCAACGGCUACGGAUGUCUGCUGCUUUUCAUGGCCGGUGGUCAGCUGAUCGGAGCUUUUAUUGCAGGUGCGAUGUACGACAUCACGAACACUUACACGUGGGCUUUCGUUCUGGGUGGAUCACUAUCUAUUCUGAGCGCAAGUAAUCAUGGUACAGCCGUAUUGUUAUGUCAAGAACCACGAACAACAUGUGGAAACCUUGAAUUAUCAAGAAACGACUCACUUGCCGAUUCCAUAGAUUUGCCACGGAGUAGGUUUCCUUCCCAUAGAGCUAUUCGUGCCACAAGCGGUAUCGUUGGAAAGCUUGGUUGGAGCCAAACGAGCGCUUGAGCUGCAAAGAUCUAGACUGUCUCUGAAUAUACAGGACACUCAAACAAAGAAGAUGAAAAUGAAAGACAUAAAUACCACUAAGUUGGCCAAAAAUGAUAACAAACCAGUUAAUAUGCAACUUAUGGCUGUUCAAUUGUCCGCCUCGACGAAAACAAUAUGAUCAAGUGUCCAGUCAUACGGGGUGAAUAAAGCAGCAAUAUGAUCAAGUGUCCAGUCAUACGGGGUGAAUAAAGCAGUUGGUGAAUCAUAGUCCCACUACAUUUCGCUGAAAUUAUUUGUGAUUUGAUCUCAAUAAUAUACACAGCAUUGACUGUCUUCUAUAAUUAUUCAGGGAAUCAUUUUACGUGUUUAUUCUUUAAUAUCUACAUGUUUGUUUGAUAUUUGUUUUUAGGGACUCUUGUAAUGCUUAUUUUAAUACUCAGUCUGCUUGCUCUUACCUGAGUCAAGUAUGGCACUAUUAACCCAUUCAUGCCUACAGCGUCUAGAAAAAAAGGCCUUUGCAAACAGCGUAUACCCAGAUGAGACGCCGCAUGAUGCUGCGUCUAAUCAGGGUCUGCGCUGUUUGCUUAAAGGAAUUUCUGUACGAAAUAUUCUAAAUAUAGAACUAAAAAUACUAGACAUCCCUAAUAUUGGAAAUAAAUUGAUCCAAUUUAGUAGGAUGGGAGAGUCCACUAGGCAUAAAUGGGUUAAAAACCGCAUAUUUCGUCACAAACUCGUUGAGUCGUAUAUAUGACGCGCAACAAAAUGGUAAAACUAUUCAUGUCUAAAAUACUGAUCUAUUUGAACCCAUUUAUUCAUAGUGGACUCCCACAUCCUUCUAAAUGUAAGAUCAAUGGAUCAAUUUAUUUCCAAAUUAUGCAUUUCUAGUACAUUUAUUUCUAUAUUUAGAAUAUUUAUUACAGAAAUUCCUUUUAGCAAACAGCUUAGACCCUGAUGAGACGCCGCAUGAUGCGGCGUCUCAUCUGAGUCUACGCUGUUUGCCAAGGCCUUUUUUUAUAGAGCUAGACAUAAAUGGAUUAAAAUCGUAUAAUCAGCCGUA